Messenger RNA from Trichosporon asahii var. asahii CBS 2479, 1788 nucleotides. Its product is annotated as intermediate peptidase, precursor (MIP). The coding region runs from base 1 to 1788 and encodes 595 amino acids. Gene Ontology annotation, cellular component: mitochondrion. Gene Ontology annotation, molecular function: metalloendopeptidase activity. Lineage: Eukaryota; Fungi; Basidiomycota; Tremellomycetes; Trichosporonales; Trichosporonaceae. Gene Ontology annotation, biological process: peptide metabolic process. The transcript has a single exon. The record is from RefSeq and is a predicted model, not a curated record.
AUGGCAUCGCGCGCCAUCCAAUCGAUGCGCAGUGCCGUGCCACGGCUUGUGCAGCGCCAGCGCGCGCUGCAAACGCCAAUGCGUGCGUUUAGUGCGUCUGCAUUGCGCCAAAACCGACUUGCGCAGAUCCCGAACGACCCGAACUUCGACUUCCCCGGACUCUCUUCGACGAAGGUCGACGACAGCGACGUGCGAGCUCUCUUCGACACUCCUUACGCCCCGACGUCAAACGAGCCGACCGGUCUCUUCACCCUCGGGCCCCUCACGCAUCCCAAAGCUCUCCGCCCACUGACGCAGCGCACGCUCGUCCAUGCUCGCGCGAUCGUGGACCGCAUUGCUCGUGCCAAGGACGACCCGUCCGGGCGCGAGCUGCGUCUCGUCGUAAAGAAUCUCGACCGUCUCAGUGACCUCCUCUGCGGUGUGAUCGACAUGUGCGAGCUCGUGCGUAACGCUCAUCCCGACUCGCGUUGGGUGAAGGAGGCCGACAACACGUACGAGGCACUGUGCAGCUACAUGAAUGAGCUGAACACCGACCGGGGACUCUUCGAGGCGCUCGUCGCUACGCUCGAGGCCGACAUGUCACCGCCACUUUCUCACGCCGAGAAGCAGGUUGCGCUCACCUUCCUUCGUGACUUCGAGAAGAGCGGUAUCGACCUUCCGCCGGAGGUGCGCCAGCGCUUCGUCGAGCUCUCCGACUCACUGCUCGUGCUCGGACGGACGUUCCUCUCGGCUGCCUCCAGCGGACCGAGUCCGCAACCAUACAUCGAGAUCCCCGAGCCGGAGAAGCUUCUGCACGGCCUCGGUUCGGGUUUCAUCAACUCCCUCCCGCGGCGCGGUGGAGUUGCCCUCGUCCAGCCCGGGAGCUGGGAGAGCCAGAUGAUCAUCCGUUUUGCCCGCGAUGGUGAGGCCCGUCGACUGGCUUACGUGGGCAACUCGCGUGCCGAGCCGGACCGCAUCGCCGUCCUCGAGAAGAUGCUCUCGGAGCGUGCGGAGCUCGCCGGAGUUCUCGGCAAGAGCAACUGGGCCGAAGUUGCGCUUGUCGACAAGAUGGCCAAGAACCCGGAGAACGUCGAGGGAUUUCUGUCCAGCCUUGCUGCCCACCACAGGCAGCAGGCUCUUGGAGAUGUCAAACUGCUCCAGCGUCUGAAGAGCGCGAGCAUCACUGGCAUGGCCCCUCCGGCCGGGGCUCGCCUCCCGCCGUUCAAUGCCUGGGACCGUGACCACUUCUCGGAGCAGUACGUCUCCGCUCUCGCGCCGGCCAGCCUUGCACCGCUUGCGCCCUACUUCUCCGCCGGCACUGUGCUCCGUGGACUCUCUCGCCUCUUCACGAAACUGUACGGCAUUUCCUUCCGUCCCGCCAACGUCGCGCCGGGUGAAGUUUGGCAUCCAUCCGUUCGCCGUCUUGACGUUAUCGACGAGCAGGAGGGCCUCAUCGGUGUCAUCUACUGCGACCUGUUCUCCCGACAAGGCAAGCCGCCAAAUGCCGCCCACUACACCGUUCGCUGCAGCCGCCGUGUGGACGAUGACGACCUUGCUGGUGACGGCCUCGCGCCCGGAUGGGACUCGAGAUUCGGACCUGGUCUCGAGACCGAGGGCGACCAGAUGCCCGGCAAGGAGGGCCGGUACCAGCUGCCGAUUGUUGUGCUGACCACGGACUUUGGCACUGUUGAUGAGGCUGGACAGCCCGCGCUCCUCGGAUGGCACGAGGUCGAGACGCUGUUCCACGAGAUGGGCCACGCCAUGCACUGUGAGUUACUUUGUGGGUUCAACGCUGACGCUCAGCAAUGA